Molecule: messenger RNA, 1908 nt
Organism: Fusarium graminearum PH-1
Lineage: Eukaryota; Fungi; Ascomycota; Sordariomycetes; Hypocreales; Nectriaceae
Exons: 2
Coding region: 1-1908 (635 amino acids)
Biological process (GO): mitochondrial translation; arginyl-tRNA aminoacylation
Cellular component (GO): mitochondrion; cytoplasm
Molecular function (GO): ATP binding; arginine-tRNA ligase activity
Source: RefSeq, a predicted model, not a curated record
AUGGCAGUGACAACUUGUUCUGUCAGUGGGAUCGAGACCCUUCUGGGAAAGGCAGGACUGGACACACCUAUCCCAGAAUACCCAGGCGCAGACAUUGUGCACAAUCCGCAAGACAUAUUCCGAGUUUACCUCGCCGAAACUAUCCAGAAACUCACCAAUUGCGAUAGGUUGGUUGCCUAUGAUGCUAUCCAAACAUCCAAUGUUACGGGAAUGGGGGACCUUGUGGUCGUUGCCCCAAGACUGAGACUUAAGGACGUCAAUAAUGAAGACCUCGCCAAGGACCUUCUUCAAAAGUUACCAAGACUACCCCCUUUUGGAUGUCCCAUUCGUGACGGUAUCCGUCUCCAAGUCUUCUUCUCACCAAACACGCUGUCUCGACUUUCGCUAUUUUAUAUCAGUGAUAGAAAUGUAUCGUACGGAUAUGACACGUCCUUAGGACUUACUGAUCCGGCUGUGCCUGACGGACAAAAGAAGAAAGUCAUUGUAGAGUACUCAUCCCCCAACAUGGCGAGCGAGUUUCAAGUAUCACACUUGCGCAGCACGCUUUUAGGCACCUACGUGGCAAACAUUCAUGCCAGUAUGGGCUGUGACGUUGUUAGAAUGAAUUACUUGGGAGAUUGGGGGAAACAGAUUGGCCUCCUUGCUGCCGGUUGGCGGCGCUUCGGCUCCGAGGAUGAGUUUGCGAAGCAGCCUCUUCGUCAUCUCCUUCAAGUGAAGCACAAAAUCGAAGAGUUAUUCAAGCCAGAAGUGGAGAAGUGCAAGGCUACGAAAGCGAACGACCAAGACACUUCGGAAAUUGAAUCACAAGGGUUGUAUGCCGAGCGAGAUGAUUUCUUCAAGAAGAUGGAGGACAAGGACCCGGAAGCCAUUGCAUUGUGGCAACGCUUCAGAGACGCUACCGUCAAAGAUUUGACAGACUCAUACGCACGACUUGGGGUAACGUUUGAUGAGUACUCUGGAGAAUCACAAGUUACUUCCGAGUCCGUUGCUGAGGUGGAACAAGCUUUGAAAGAGAAGGGGGUUUAUGAAGAGCACGAUGAUUCCUGGCAAAUCGACUUUUCGAAACAUGAGGCAAAGGGGUUGUCCAUCGCGGUAUUGCGAUACAGAAAUGGAACCACCUCAUAUCUGUUGCGCGAUGUUGCUGCAGUUCUCGACCGAUUCAAGGCACACUCAUUCGACAAAAUGAUCUAUGUUGCCGCGAUGGAGCAAGAGAUGCAUUUCAACAGAGUCAUCAAGACACUAAAGCUCAUGGAUCGUCAGGAUCUUGCCGACCGCAUCCAACACACAUCGUUUGCCAAGAUAAAUGGCCUUCCAGAGGAGUUGAAAGGUGCAGAGCUGUUGAGUGAUUACCUCGACGGUUGCCGAUCCAUGGUACAGGCUGAUCUCGAAGAGGAAGACGAGGAAGUGUCUCAUGUUGACAGUUCGGAGAGGUCAGUGGAUAUACUUGGUCUUGCUGGCCUGUUUGUUCAGGAUCAUUACCAUAAGCGCAACACAUCUUACACAAGCGACGCGAAAAAGAUGGCACCCCUUGAAGGAGAAACAGGGGCGGCUAUUCAAAACUGUUAUGCCAGACUCUUGAAGAAAUUAGGACCGGAACCCACCACCUUCGACUACACAACCCUAAACUACACCUCAUUGGAAUCAGAGGACUAUGCCGAACUAUUGCGCAUACUUCUGCAAUACCCAGAUGCAGCACAUGGGUCGUUCAAGUCACUCGAGCCAUCUUUUAUAGUAGUUUACCUGCUGCGCCUAGUUGAUCAAUUAAUGGUCACUCUCGAUGAUGACGAUAUGAAAGAUUGGGCUGGUCAAGAAUCUGCGAGCGAAGCAAGACUUGCACUCUACGAGAAUGCAAGGCAGGUUUUUGAGAAUGCGCUGAAGCUCCUAGGAGUCACCCCUUGGAGUCUUUGA